GUCGGCGCGAGAUGGCCGCCAGCUCAGGCGCGCAGUCCUCUUCGGGCGCGCCAUCGACGCUGGCCCAGCAGUACGAGCAGGAAGAAGAUAGCCCGAUCUCCUUCGAGCUGGCGGUGAAGCCGGUGCACCUGCCGCUCAUGGACGAGCUCACUUCGCGCGCAAAGCCAGGCACGCUUCCCGUGACGCACCUCGUCGACGUGUGCUUGGGCGUCGAUGACGAUUUCGACAAGGUCGCCGUGCUGGGCCUGAUGCAGAACCACGAGCAUCUCCAACUCCCAGGCGUUCUCCGCCCGAAGGCCGUGAUAGCAUUCAACUUCCACAUGAACCUGCGCAUGCUUCCAGCCGAGAACAACAAGGUUGAGGUGUUCAAGCACUUCGUGUUCGACGGGAAGCCCCAUCUCGACAUCGCGCGGCGCGUGUGCCAGGGUGGCGCGAUCUUGGUGAAUUUCGGAGCAAACAAGAGGUUUGGACCGUCAGCUUUCAUCUACCUUUUCCAGCGCAUGGGCGGCUUCCAGGUUACGUGCCAUACCUUCAGGACGAAGUCGGGCAAGCGCUCCGACAGGAUGGAGACGGCGCAGCAGAUCUCCGACGGUUACGACUUCAUCGAGAAGAACAAGCACUUCUUCACCAAGAGAGGUUGCAAAAUGCGCCGCUGGGUCGACACAGAGACGCAGAGGGAGGAAUCUCCGAUCUUCGGCUGGAACGUCGGCCGCGUCCUCGCUGCCAUCAAGGACCUGAAGGAAGCGGACGCCCAGGCAGCGCCCGAGGAGGAGUAUCCGCUAUUCUGGUGCCAUAUCCAGCCGUGGCUCCAGGCCAUCCUCGAAAAGCACAUGGACAAAUGGGACGAGGACGCGCAGCUGUGGCUUGGAAUCGGCGGGAGCGGCAAGUCCAGCGUGCAGUACAUCGUCGGUUUCGCCAUGGCGCGCUACCGCAUCUUCAAAAUGGACCUCGUCGGCGCGACGGCCGGCGUUCGCUCCUCCACGGACUUCGACCACUUCCGCGAGGACGCUGGCCAACCGCACAUCUCUACCAUGUUCGACGAUGGCGAUCUGGACCGAAUGCCUCCGAGAAAGAUAAAGGCAUUUUUCGAUAAGAAGAAAAAGUCUCAUAUGACAACGGAAAGGUAUUCGAGCACCAAGUUCGACGGCAAGGAGCAUCACAGCGCGGGGGACAAUAAGGUGGACUUGGACGCAGAGCCCCACAUCACCCUCGACGGUCAGAGGCAUCCACAGUCGAAGGGCUUCGGGUACACUGGCAUUACCUACCAGGUUUUCGCCAAGAUGUUCCGGCCUGCGUUCCACGUGGAAAUGAGCCAGCCUGACAUUGAUGCCGUAUUGCGACGCGUGCAAGUAUGUGUGAACACGGAGAAGUCGUUCUUCGUGCGCCCCGCUGGAGUCUGCGACGAGGUCAAGAUCGAGCGCUACGAGCUCAAGACGCCGAAGUUCAUCACUGACGAGGCACUCCAGAUCCUGAAGCGCUGGAAGAAGACUGGCGAGCUCAUCCCUGUGGCCGCGAGAACCCAGAUGGAGGCAGAGGAACUCGAGCUAUUCAAGAAGAAGCUGUGGUCUGGGGGCGGCUCGGCCAGCAGCGCUGCCGCCGCUGGGGGCGCCGAGAUCGACUUGGACGACGUCUCGUCGCCGAGCGGGCCGAGCAAGAAGAUGCGCGCGGGUGGCGACGCCGACGCCGCGGGCAGCCGCGCGUCGCAGGGCGAGGGGGGCGACCACAUCGUCGACUAG
Prorocentrum cordatum is the source of this 1736-nucleotide messenger RNA. Lineage: Eukaryota; Dinophyceae; Prorocentrales; Prorocentraceae. The record is from the annotation of a GenBank genome assembly.